Molecule: messenger RNA, 1131 nt
Organism: Cryptosporidium ubiquitum
Lineage: Eukaryota; Apicomplexa; Conoidasida; Eucoccidiorida; Cryptosporidiidae
Product: hedgehog-type HINT domain-containing protein
Exons: 1
Coding region: 1-1131 (376 amino acids)
Biological process (GO): protein autoprocessing; intein-mediated protein splicing
Source: RefSeq, a predicted model, not a curated record
AUGAAAGUUAAUCAUACAAAAAUUAUUUGUUUUUUUUUGUUAAUUAUAUUUGCUGAAUGGAUCUUGCUUAAAAUAGAUAGUAGCGAAAAUGGUAUAGUUCAUCGUUUAAACUUAAGUUUUAUAAGAGUUAGAACUAAAUCAAUAUUUGACACAUUUUCAGGAGUUACAGGAGGAAAUGGAGAAUUUAGGUCAGGAUGGGGAAAUGUUAUUUCAAAUGCCAUUUCAUUGACAUUUCCUUCUUCUUGUGUGGGUCAAUUGAUAAAUAUUGGAUACUUGUCUAGUGAGUUAGAUGAAGAUGACUACCCUUUUAAUCCAAAUUGUGGGGCUCAAAGUCAAUCCAAUAAUCUGUGCUUCCCAGGAAAUAGUUUGAUAAUUACUAAAGAAAGAGGAGAAAUUGAGUUGAAAGAUUUGAACAUUGGAGAUCACAUAUUAAUAAGAGAUUUAAACACAAUGGAGUUAAGAUAUAGUAAAGUUGAAAUAAUGCUACACAAAGAUAAAAAUCUGUAUUUUAAUGAUGAGUGGAUCCAAGUAGAGUAUUUAGGAAUGAAGGAACCUUUAGUUCUAUCUCCAAAUCAUUUAAUAUUCACACAAUAUCUUGGUGAAACCCCACAGGAGGGAAAUUGUUUGAAUCCUAAGCUAAUUGAAAACGUCAUUGGAGUUGAAACCACUCCUUUACUUGAGAAAAAAAGGGAUAUCUAUUCCAUCCAAGCAAAAGACAUUCAAGUUGGGGACUCGGUAGUAAUUUAUUCAAAAGAGCGAGUUAGUUGGGUAACACGAGUCUCACUCAUUUCUAAUGUGAAAAAUAAACUAAAAGAAUACAAAUAUAUUGGUAGAUAUGCUCCGCUCACAGCUGAUGGUUAUUUAAUUGUAAAUGGGGUUUUGGUCUCAAGCUAUAGCAAACCUUUCCCUUGGCCUAUGGACCUACUGAAUCCUUCUCAUAGGUUUAUAGAUCUUCUUGCAAGACCAUUUAUUAAUGCAGAAAUCCAUUUCCAAAAAAUCUUUGAGUACACAAAAAGGGAAAUAAAGUGGAUUCUAAGAUUUAUUAGCAGUAUUUCAUCAAAAUAUACAUUUGAUCAAAGCAUUGCACUUUCUUUAGAAGUUAUAAGGGCAAUUUCUCUUCUUAUCAAGUAA